Oryzias latipes (Japanese medaka) is the source of this 1938-nucleotide messenger RNA. The record is from RefSeq and is a predicted model, not a curated record. Lineage: Eukaryota; Metazoa; Chordata; Actinopteri; Beloniformes; Adrianichthyidae.
CUCAUGAUAAACUAGAAACCACAACAUUACCACAGCAUUUUUUUUUAAGGUUAGCUUUUAUAAAUACUCCUGUGAAGUGAACAUGAGCAGUUUAGCAUGUAGAGACCAGUCUAUUUCCUCAUUACAUUACUGGCCCCUUAUUUAUAAGACAAGAGCACAUUUGAAACCAUCACAGUCUUCAAAGAAGGAUCACAGCAUGAAGCAACUUAACUCCAGUGAGCUGUCUUCCAAUGUAUCUGCAUCUCCAGGCAAUUUUAUCCUUAAUCCUUCCUGGAACUACAAUGGUCUGAUACGAUCUGUGGUGUUCUGUUUGAGCUUUUUGUUGGGAGUCCCUGGGAACAUCGCUGUGAUUAUUUUCAAACUCAACUUUCAGCACCUGUCCUCUGUGAGCCAGAAACUGAUGCUGAACCUGGUUGUUUCAGAUCUGCUCUGCCUGCUCACUCUUCCAUUGUGGAUUUAUGCGUUUCUCUACAUGUGGACCUUUGGACUGGUAGCUUGUAAGCUUCUAACUUUCUUUGUGUGCUGCAGCUCAUAUGGCAGUGGACUAACUGUGACUGUUUUGAGUGUUCAGCGAUACUUGCUGGUGGUGCAUCAGAAGAAUUGGACACAUCAGAUGGGAGUGAGAUUGCUGCUGGUGCUGUUGUGGCUGGUUUCCAUCAUACUUUCCAUUCCUCCACUGGUGUUUCGACAGGUGACCACUGGUCAGAACAAAACACUCUGUGAAUCCCAGUAUUCCUCAGAAGCUCAGUGGAUCACAGUCCUGCUGGUGGAAGGCCUGGUAGGAUUUACCAUCUUUUUUCUGGUAGUAUUUUCAUACACCCGUCUCCAGAAGAAGGUGAAGCAAGCAGCAUUUUUCAACAAUCCACAGACAACCAGGCUGAUUACCAGUAUCAUCGUGAGUCUUUUAGUUUUCUGGGUUCCAUAUCUUUUUUUCAAUGUUCUUUGUGCUGCAGCUAUUUUUCUACACAAUGAGGAAUUUUUCAAUUAUUGUUUGAAAGCUUUGUUCACAGUUAAAACCCUGCUUUUUGUGAACAGCUGCCUAAACCCAGUCUUGUAUGCAUUUACUUCUCACAUUUUUUGUUGGACAAAAAGGUAAAAUUGCUAAGAUCUGAGCUUUUUAGUUAACAGCGAAACUGUUAUCGAUGAGAGUCUGAGAAAACACCUCUGUAGAAAUUUUUAAAAACCUAUGCUUUUAACAGAAACUCAUAGUGUUCAUAUACAGUUUUUGUAAAUUUAAAUUUUUUGGGAUCACACAGACAGAUCACAAGUUUUUUCCGUCUAGAUUUGUUCCUGAUUGUUUAAAGAAAAAAACUUGUUAAUAGGGACUAUCUAAUGACUCAAUAAAAGAACAUUUUUAUUUCAGAUUACUGCAUUUGCAUAAUAGCAUUGAAAGGAUAUAGUGGAAAUGCUUUCCUUAUUCUUUUAUUUGCACUUAGGGAAUGUAAACAAAAUCACAUGUUUUUUUUAUAUCAGACAUUUUGAAAUGUAACCGUAAAAGAGAUUGCUCCAAAGUAUGGAGCUGUCGUAAACUUGAUCCAUUAAUCCUGUGUUUUUAUCUCUUUGAUUUUUUUAUUUCCUUUGUUUUGAAAUAUUAUGAAUUUUUCCUUUUGUCCUUUUUUGCAGACUUUUGAAUGAUGUCCAAAUAGUCUUAUUACUUCAUAUGUACUUUCUGUAGAUCAGUGAUUCCUGUUUAUAAGAGACACAACUACAGUAAUACCUUUAAUGCAAAUGCAGUCAUAUGGCACACUUUUAUAUUCGGAUAAGUUAUGUUUGUUUUUUGAAUCUUGCCUCUUUGAAAGUUUGUUUUUUCCCCAACUAUUUUUGUGCAAUUACUGAUACUGCACUUUCCAUUAAAACCUUUUUUAUUCAAGUCAUUUUUGAGUACCACUUUUCUGUCUAUUCCUUGCACCGUUAAGUCAAUAAAGUUUUUUCACACUG